Messenger RNA from Dalotia coriaria, 2815 nucleotides. RefSeq names its product female lethal d (gene fl(2)d). Gene Ontology annotation, cellular component: nucleus. The transcript has 5 exons. Lineage: Eukaryota; Metazoa; Arthropoda; Insecta; Coleoptera; Staphylinidae. The record is from RefSeq and is a predicted model, not a curated record. The coding region runs from base 536 to 1609 and encodes 357 amino acids. Gene Ontology annotation, biological process: regulation of alternative mRNA splicing, via spliceosome.
UCAUGGCGACGCAGCGCAUCAAACAAGCUCGACAGAUGCACGAUAGUCUUUCGAUAUUUAACAGAUUAGAGCCAGAUUUUCAUCAUAAAUUUCACAUCUGGAUGUCAAUAGAGAUUGUGAUUGUAUCUAGCAAUAAGAAAAACGAAGCGUGGAUCUCAGGGGAAAUCAGACACUGCCGAUAGAAUGCGAAGUACGCCGAACUGAGCCGAUGCUGACUCACGUCUACUUCUCCCCGAGACGAGCUCAGCCUCGCGUCGGUCAAAAUAUGGCGUCCGUUCAACGAUGUGCUGCAUGAAUUACCGACGAUUACCCAACGCUGCUCGCCAUCUGGGACCCGCAACAGGGCGUUUACAAUCUGUGCGUGGUGUGCCGUCGAUGAGACGAACACUGGCGUUGCGCAAAGCGUAGCGUGAUUAGUGCUAGGUCGCGAUUAACCCUGGGUAUUUGAUUGAGGACGGUCGGAUUCCCGUUGGCGAAGUGUCGACGCUAGUCCCGCCACCUCCAUCCGCGAGCCGUCACCGCAGGACUGGCAGGUAUGCCGCAGUGUCUACUAGCAGCGAUGACCGAGCACGGGGACGCCGCGACGGAGGCACCCACGCACGUGCAGAACGGCGGUGUUGAGCAAUCCACCGAUGCCGUCGCCGCCAGCCGCGUCACGGUCACCGAGAGCGAGCUGCAUACCCUCACAGCCGCCGACUGGACACACAAGUGGCAGCAGCAGGAUAUUUAUGUCUCCGCCAUUGAGAAACGGCUCAUUCUCCAAGAAGGCGAGUUGAGUGACUUACGGCAGAAUUAUGAGCGCACUAAAGUCCAGCUGACGGAGUCCCAGCAGAGGGAAAAGCUGCUCGUGCGGCGGCUGGCAGCCAAGGAGCAGGAGAUGCAGGAUUAUGUGUGCCAAGUGACCGAACUAAAAACGUCGCAGGCGCCGACGACGGCGUCGUUGCGCUCCACGCUGCUGGACCCGGCCGUCAACAGCCUGCUGCAGUUACUGCGCGCCGAACUGCAGAAGACAAAAGCGAAGCUCGAGGAGACGCAGAAUGACCUCUCCGCGUGGAAGUUCACGCCCGACUCGAACACCGGCAAGCGCCUGAUGGCGAAGUGCCGGCUGCUCUAUCAGGAGAACGAAGAUCUAGGCAAAAUCACGAGCAGCGGCCGCAUUGCCAUCCUCGAAGGCGACCUCGCGCUCCAGAAGAAGUUCACCGAGGAGGUGCGCCAGUCGCAGCUGGAGCUCGACUCGUUCCUCGCCGAUUUCGACGAGGACGUCGAGGGCAUGCAGAGCACCAUCAUGUUCCUGCAGCAGGAAUUGCGCCGCACGAAGGACGCGGCCAGCGCGCUGCAGAAGGAGAACGCGGCGCUGCGUGCGCUCAACGGUGGCGAAACGGCGCCGGAGAGCGAGCCGCCCACCAACGGCGAUGGCGGCGUGCUGCGCGCCAACGGUGACUCGAGUGAUGUGCGCGAUCAUGACAUACACGCCGACGACGACGAACGGACUACAAGGGUUAAACGCGUUCGCCGCUCUUCCGUUCUCAGUAUUGACUAUAACGACGAGGACAUGUGUAAUACCAACGGUGACAGCGCCAUGAUCUCGGAUGCCGAGCUGACCCAGUAGGACUAGGACUCUAGGAUGUUAAAGGCAGGCAUGCGGCUGCGGUGUAUAUAUUAAGCGUAUUAUAACGAGAGAUGGAUGGAGAGCGGCGACGAGGCGAGCGCAUCAUUGGCGUAGUUGUCGAUUGUUGUCACAGGCGAAUUUUAUUCAAGUUUUAUUUAUAAAAUUCAUCAUUCGAGCGUUAAUCACCUUAGUUGCGAUUCACACGACGUGCAAACAGUGAUACUUAUUUGUAAAUAGUUUAAUUCUUUUGUUUGGCUGCGCGAUUUUUUUUUUUGCAUUCGCGGAAUUUAUUCAUCUUUAUACAAUAAUUCAUUCUCCGGAUUUUCGGUAUUUUAAAUAAUUUGUCAGAGUGAGCUUUCUAUUAACUUUUGACACAAUUGAAAUCAUUUUUCCGGUUUUACGGUUAUUUUAAUCCAGUUCGGUGAGCUUUUCUCAUCUUUCAUCUAUGAUAACGAUUGUUCGCAUGUUUUAGAAGCAAUAUACAUGAAGCAAAAGUGCGCCAUUUUGUUUUGAAUUAUUAUGUUUCAUACACAAUUAUACUCCAAUACGGCAAAUGGCGACAAAAAACAAAAAAAAAUCUUCAGGAAAUACCUUUAUAGCCUCAAUAUUGAACAAGUGUGUCGAGUUUGAUCAACAAACAACGAAAUUUCGUCGAAUUCCUGUGACAAAAUCGUCCACUGCGUUCCACACAAAAUUCGGAAUCUAAAUCAAUAAUCUCAGCGGCGGAACGCAGCCGACGGGGCACGGAGGCACACCGAACAAUUAAUGUUAGCGAUAAUGAGUGAAAUCAAAGCAAAUCGGAGGGUGCACGUCGUCGAGCGCGGAAUAUACUGUAUAACUUAUUAAAACACACACAUACAAUACAAUUAAAAUACUAUUGAUCAUAAUGUAAAGUUGUAUUUAACAAAUUGUUGAUGAUUGUACAAAAAAAAAGAGCAUGAAGUAUGUCGCGACGCGGCGACGAUGGGAGUUGAUAACCGCGCGACACGAAAAUCUUAAGAGGUAUUCAUUUUUCAAGCAGAAAUACAAAUAACAAAACAAAUUUACAGCAAAAAAUGUGUUCGGUUUUGAUUAGAGUGUUAUUAUUAUCAUUAAAUUAUCUUUAUUUUCUAUUUCGCAAGCAAAUUGCCAUCCAAUUUUGUAAAUCGACUUAAUCAUUAUUAUUUCUUAAGACCUUAUUGAAAAUAAAUUUGUUUCUACAAAUAA